AUGUCUACAGUUUCAGACCCUAAAAAGAACAACUCAUUCGUACUCCAAAAGAUAGAUGACAUCUCAUUUGAGGACAGACCCGUGCCUAUUGCUGGUCCAGGUCAAGUCGUUGUCAAUAUCAAGGCUACUGGUAUCUGCGGCUCAGAUGUUCAUUACUGGACCCAUGGUCGCAUUGGCCAUUUCGUAUGCAAUGGUCCCAUGGUGUUGGGCCACGAAUCUGCUGGUAUUGUCGCUUCUCUUGGUGAAGGUGUCACUGAUCUCAAGGUAGGCGAUCGUGUUGCUCUUGAGCCUGGUGUGCCUUGCGGUCGUUGCGAGAUGUGCAAGAUUGGCAAAUACAACCUGUGUCCUGAUAUGGCCUUUGCCGCCACACCUCCUUACGAUGGCACCCUUUGCGACUACUACAGGCAUUCUGCGGACUUUUGCUACAAGCUUCCCGAGAAUGUUUCUCUCGAAGAGGGCGCAUUGAUCGAGCCCUUGUCUGUUGGUAUUCAUGCUGCUAGACGAGGCGAAGUCAAGCUGGGCGAUAGAGUGAUUGUAUUUGGUGCUGGUCCUGUGGGUCUCUUAACUGCUGCUGCUGCAAAGGCUGCUGGUGCAUCUCAUAUCACGAUGGCUGACAUUUCAGAAUCGAGAUUGAAGUUUGCUAAAUCUUACAUUGCGGAUGAAACUAUACACAUGACAAGCAAACCUCCCAAGAAUGUAGAUACAAACGAGUUUGCUAAAGCAGAAGCUGGCAAGCUCUUUCAAUCAGGCAUUGCACCUGCUAAUGUGGUGUUUGAUUGCACUGGUGUUGAAGUGUGUGUUCAAAUGUCUGUCUACCUUGUCAAGAAUAAUGGCAAAAUCAUCCUCGUUGGCAUGGGCGCUUCAGUUCAAUCCAUCUCUGUAGCUGAUGUCUCUGCCAGAGAAGUAGAUGUCAGAGGUGUGAUGAGAUACUGCAAUACAUAUCCCACAGCUAUGGAGAUGCUGGCUUCUGGAAAAGUUGAUCUCAAAAGCUUGAUUACCCAUAGAUAUAAGUUUAAAGAGUCCAUCAGGGCCUUUGAGCAUGUUAAAGAAGGCCGCGAAGGCACUAUCAAGGUCGUAAUCACCAACGAAUGA
Messenger RNA from Mucor velutinosus, 1092 nucleotides. RefSeq lists its product as uncharacterized. The transcript has 5 exons. NCBI's taxonomy places the organism in Eukaryota, Fungi, Mucoromycota, Mucoromycetes, Mucorales, Mucoraceae. The record is from RefSeq and is a predicted model, not a curated record. Bases 1 to 1092 code for a protein of 363 amino acids. Gene Ontology annotation, biological process: D-sorbitol catabolic process. Gene Ontology annotation, molecular function: L-iditol 2-dehydrogenase (NAD+) activity; zinc ion binding.